Messenger RNA from Monosiga brevicollis MX1, 1383 nucleotides. RefSeq lists its product as uncharacterized. NCBI's taxonomy places the organism in Eukaryota, Choanoflagellata, Craspedida, Salpingoecidae. The transcript has 5 exons. The record is from RefSeq and is a predicted model, not a curated record. Bases 139 to 969 code for a protein of 276 amino acids.
CGUAAAUUUGCAGAACAAUGGCGCUGGCGCCUCCUCGCUAAGAGAGAGAGAACGGCUUGCUUUUGGAUGUGGUGCACGGUGCCGUAGCAGGAAUCGGCAUCCAAGACGGUAGACUUGGGGUUCAGAGCAGCCCCGAAAAUGCUCUUGGCACGCCACGUAGGCGGACUGUCCACAAUGGCACCUGACGAUCACCGUUUUUAUUUGCAUGGACAUGCCCUGCCCGAUUGCCCAGUCUCGCAUUGGACUUCCAAACAUGAUAUGCAUCCCAUCACGGCGGGCAUCUUUAUCCUCUGGGCUGUGAUGGGCUGCUGCUUUGCCCUCUACACCAACACCAAAUACAACUCGCUCGUCGUUUUUGAGCGUCGCCUGCACAACAGCUUCAUCUCCAAUACCUAUUGGGUCUUGACGUUUGCCUGCUUGGCUGUCCGAGGCAUUCUGGGUGCGCUGCGCUAUGGCUACACGGCUUCGGCCGGCGGCGACCUGGAUUUCGUCGUCUUUCUUCUAAGCGCCAUCAUGCUCGGUGCUGCCAAUGUGUCUCUGUGCUGCGCUCUCCUGCAUCAACGAAAAUUUCGCCAGUUUCCUCAAGCCGAGCCGAGUCUCAACUCUCCGUUGGAUAGCGAAGCGGCUGUGCUGCUUAUCACCCCGACUCGGCGUCCCAAGCUGAUCUUUGUAAUGCGCGUCGUUUUUUAUGCGGGCGAUUUCAAGCCUUCCGUGGGCAUGCGGUGUCUCAUCUUUGUUGGCGUGGUUUUCAGCUGUGUCAACGCCCUGCCGCCGUUGGUGUGGCAGACCAUCCUGCCAGGCCGCUGCAUCCUAAACGUGUUUAGUUGGGUAGAUUUGAUUCUCUUUGUGGACAGUCUCAGCAUGGUGUUUUUCUUUGUCUUCUUACGUGCCGAAUACCUGCGUCUUCGUGAGCUCACGCUCUACGAGGCCUAUUCUCAGAUCUCCGAGAGUUGGCGCUUUAUAUCCUAACCGACCGCUCCGCUUUUGCAUUCCAUGGGCGUGUGGAUGUUUUGUCUGCUGUUUCAAUUGGUGCAACGAAAGACUUUGCGUCGAUUUACUCGCGCUCGCAUCCGACCGUCUACUUUAGUGUAGAGGCAGGGUGCCUGCGUUUUCGUGCAUUCGCUUCUCUUCUUGGACGUCGCUUUCACCCGUCUUGUAAUUUUUAUGCCAUUUCAACGAAUUUAUCGUUGUUUUUUUUGCUUGUUCUUUAUUUGUUUGCUUGUAACGUAAGUAUGGGGCCGAGGUACCUCCAUGCUGCAUGCCUGAUAGCAGGUGUCUAUCCUAGAUGCAUGAUGGCUGAGUCGCAUGCCGUAUGCCGUGUCUUGCGGCAGCUGACCGGCCAACACGUCAUUGACCAAUCAAUCUAACAAUAAUGUUGUCGUC